Dioscorea cayenensis subsp. rotundata (Guinea yam) is the source of this 3283-nucleotide messenger RNA. Its product is annotated as calmodulin-binding transcription activator CBT. The transcript is spliced from 13 exons. Lineage: Eukaryota; Viridiplantae; Streptophyta; Magnoliopsida; Dioscoreales; Dioscoreaceae. Gene Ontology annotation, cellular component: nucleus. Gene Ontology annotation, molecular function: transcription coregulator activity; protein binding; double-stranded DNA binding. The coding region runs from base 96 to 2915 and encodes 939 amino acids. The record is from RefSeq and is a predicted model, not a curated record. Gene Ontology annotation, biological process: regulation of transcription by RNA polymerase II.
UCUCUUUCUCUCUUCAUCGUUCCCUCCCCGAGCUCUCUCUCUAACGAGCGCUAGGGUUUACUUCUUCUCCGAUCUCGAAUCCAGCGAUCGGCACCAUGUUAUCCACCGAUUCGGAGCACCUCGCCGGCGCUGAGAUCCAUGGAUUCCAUAACACAGCAGAUUUGGAUGUAGAGGGAUUGAUGGAGGAAGCGGCGAGUAGGUGGUUCCGUCCGAAUGAGGUUCAUGCUUUGCUUUCUAAUUACACUCGGUUUAAGCUUCAACCCAAGCCCGUUGAACUUCCCCCAAGUGGCACUGUUAGGUUUUUUGAUCGGAAAAUGUUGCGCAACUUCCGAAAAGAUGGCCAUAAUUGGAAGAAGAAGAAGGAUGGAAAGACUGUUCAAGAAGCACAUGAGAAACUAAAAAUUGGUAAUGAAGAAAGGAUCCAUGUGUACUAUGCACGCAGUGAGGAUGAUCCCUGCUUUUAUCGUAGGUGUUACUGGCUUCUUGAUAAGGAUUUGGAACGAAUAGUUCUUGUGCAUUAUCGUCAGACAUCAGAGGAAAACAUAAUUCAACAACAUCCGGAGUCAGUGGAAUGUGAGGGGGAUUUGGCUGGGAACGUUGUCAAGCAUAUUGAUUCCCCAAUAGCACCGGUGGAUUCAAGUAGUGGUUCAGCCCAAUCAGAAAUGUCUACUUCCGGAGUUAUGUCUGAAGAAAUUAAUUCUAGAGGUGAUCCUGAAACAAAUACUGGGUAUGGUACAUCACAGUUCGAGAAAGUCAAUGAACUUACGAAUCAUGAGUUAACACUUCAUGAGAUCAACACACUGGAAUGGUCAGAUCUGGUGGGGGGAUCGCCCUAUGUGGAUUUUGCCUCAGACAGAGGAGGUGAUGUUUCUGCAUUAGAACAACCAUCACACCGAGAAGUAAAUAAUAUCAUUAAUAAUGGAAGCCUUUCUUGUUCCCAAGGUAUUGGUAGCUGCCAACCAAAUGCUCCGUGUAGUGAUAAUGGUAUCUUUGGAAUUAAUGGAGCCACUAUCGGGAAUUUUCAAUUGUUGGAGAAUCAACAGGGACCGGCACAAUCGUUUGGAGCUGCAAGUAGCCAUUAUCAAUCAAGUGAAAUCAGGUUACCUGAGGAUGUCAGUGAAACGGUGGGAUUCCCUAAGCAGAAUAAUUUGGAAAGGUGGGAUUCCAUUGGCUUUUUCAAUGAUCUACAACUUGACAGCGAAUUUUUAAAUCCAGAUUCAGCUGUUACAGAAAAUGACCCCUCAGCUCAAGAGCUAUUCUGCAUUGUAGACAUCUCACCUGCGUGGGGGUAUUCCACAGAGGAAACUAAGGUUUUAGUGAUUGGGGGUUUUCCUGAAUCACAAAAACAUUUAGCAGGACAUGAGAUUUGUUGCAUUGUUGAUGGGACAUGUGUUCCUAUGGAAAUCGUCCAGGCAGGAGUUUAUCGGUUUACUGCACAGCCCCAUAUGCCUGGCUUGGUUGAUCUUUAUUUGACAAUUGAUGGGUAUACGCCCAUUAGCCGGGUUUGCAGUUUUGACUACUGCUCUACUGCUCUGUUGCCUGGUGGGAUUCCAUCAGAAGUUAAGAAUGCUGAGGCCAAGUGGAAAGAUUUUCAGAUCCAGAUGAGGCUUGCUCAUUUGCUCUUCUCUUCUACAGACAACCUAUCUGUUAUGUCUAACCGAGUAAAGCCAGGCAACUUGCAGGAGGCAAAGAAAUUUGCUUCAGCAACAUCUCCUUUAGUGGAAAAGGGCUGGGCAAAUAUGAUCAAGUCAACUUCUGAUAAUAAGGAUUCGUCCUCCAUUGAUACUCAGGGAUUGUUUGAGCUGAUUUUGAGAAAUAAAUUACAAGAAUGGCUGUUGACAAAAAUAGUUGAUGGAUGUAAAAAAACCCCCCUUGAUUCACAAGGUCAAGGAGUUAUCCAUCUCUGUGUUAUUCUGGAUUACGUGUGGGCUAUUCAUUUGUUUUCACUGUCAGGCUUGUCAUUGGAUUUCCGUGAUGCUUCUGGUUGGACGGCAUUGCAUUGGGCUGCAUCUCUUGGGAGGGAAAAGAUGGUCGCUGCUCUUUUGUCUGCUGGGGCAAAUGCAAGCUUGGUUUCAGAUCCGACUCCAGAAUGUCCAGGAGGGUGUCUUGCUGCUGAUCUUGCAUCUAAUGGGGGGUUUGAUGGAUUGGCUAUAUACCUUUCAGAAAAGGGACUAACAGCACAUUUCCAGGCCAUGUCCUUGUCAGGGAACAUUAGCGGACCAACAGCACCCGCUUCAAGUAGUCUAACAAGAUAUGAAAGUAUCGAGCAUCUCAGUGAACAAGAACUCUGUUUGAAAGAUUCUUUAGCAGCAUAUCGGAAUGCUGCUGAUGCGGCUGAUCGCAUACAAGCUGCAUUUCGAGAGCGAGCAUUGAAGCUAAAAACAAAAGCCGUCCAGUUGGUUGAACCUGAGUUGGAAGCCAAGGCAAUAGUUGCUGCUCUGAGGAUUCAGCAUGCCUACCGUAGCCACAAUAGGCGCAUAAUGUUGAAGGCUGCAGCACGAAUACAGGGACAUUUCCGCACCUGGCAGGCCAGAAGGAAUUUUCUUAACAUGAGAAAGCAGGUUAUCAAAAUCCAAGCUGCUUUUAGAGGCUACUGUGCUAGAAGACACUACACUAAAAUAGUUUGGUCAGUUGGAAUACUUGAGAAGGCAGUUCUACGGUGGCGUUUGAAGAGGAAAGGCCUACGAGGUAUCCAAGUAGAAGAACCAGAGACAAUGAAAGUAGACAAGGAACAAGAAAGUGUAGUGGAGGAGGAUUUCUUUCUGGUUGGUCAGGAGCAAGCUGAAGAUCGGAUAAAUAGAUCCGUUGUGCGUGUCCAGACCAUGUUUCGUUCUUAUCGUGCCCAACAGGAGUACCGGAGAAUGAAGCUGGCCUGUGAAGAGGCAAAGUUGGAGUUCGGUGAACUUCUCCAGUGAACACAGAUGAAUCAGUGAAACAUGUUUUCAGCUAUCACUAUCUGAAGCAAAAGGAUGACUGUUCUUACAAGUGCAAACCUGGCCAUGGUUCUUCUGCUUUAGCCUUAUAGAAAUUUGACCAUUUCCCGCAAUUAUGACUGUGGAUGUAUAAUGUUAGCCUGUAUAUUUAUCUAUUCACAGGUUUCUCUUAGAGUGUAGAAAUAAUGUUCUGCAGUCAACCUAGUCAGCUUCGGCAUCAUGCCAAUUGUACAUGUGUUUUUCUAGCCUUUUUCGAUUGAUGUUUGGUGUGUGCAAUAUCUCUGGGAAUUGGUCAAUGUAAAAUGAAAUGCAUAUUGUGUUCUGAUUGCAAGUUAGGUUGUUAUUUAUUG